Messenger RNA from Drosophila nasuta, 4008 nucleotides. RefSeq lists its product as uncharacterized. Gene Ontology annotation, biological process: DNA integration. The record is from RefSeq and is a predicted model, not a curated record. NCBI's taxonomy places the organism in Eukaryota, Metazoa, Arthropoda, Insecta, Diptera, Drosophilidae. The transcript has 6 exons. The coding region runs from base 1 to 4008 and encodes 1335 amino acids. Gene Ontology annotation, molecular function: nucleic acid binding.
AUGGCACUCAAUGUAGUAGAUUCGGCGUUGAAUAAGUUUAACGCCGCGACUGAUCGUAUCAGUCACUUUGUGGCGCGACUUAACAAGCCUUCUACUAACAGCCCGUCCCUGUACACGUGCCAGGUCCGGAGGGACCAGAUGCGUGCCUUGUGGGACAAGGUCGAGAAGGAGUACGAGGCUUGCUCCUGCGUCAUGUCGGAUGAAAUGACGACAGACGAGUUGCCUACUAUUCAGGCAAAAUAUGAUUACUGCUAUCUUCUCUAUGAGCAGUGUUCUGCUCAGUUAAGUGAGCAAAUAGCUGAUGCCUCCCAGGCACUCACUCCCCGUACACCCGUACAACCGCAAGCCGUGCAGUUCAUGUCCACAAGGUGUCGCUUACCUCCGUGCGACACCGAAGUUUUCGGAGGCGAUUACACUCGCUGGCCCACCUUCCGAGACUUAUUCACGGCUAUUUACAUCCAAAACCCAAGACUGUCGGAAGUUGAGAAACUUUUCCAACUCAACUCCAAGACCAGCGGUGAAGCCCACGCCAUUGUGUCAAAGUCUCCUUUGACCAAUGAAGGGUUUCAGUCGGCGUGGUCCAGCUUGACUGAGCGUUUCCUCCAGAUGGGUAUCAAUGAUAGGGUCAAUUAUAUAAAGCAACAGAAGCUGUGUCUAAAUUGUGCGCACAGCUGCUUUACUUGCAAGGGUCGUCAUCAUACACUCUUGCAUCGAGUGAGCCCGGCGCCGACAGUCACAACCCCCAUUCCAUCUCCAAUACAGUCCACUUCCACCCAGUCAGCUAACGUCCAAUCUUUCAUGGCAGUUAACACACAAGGUGUUCUGCUCAGUACAGCUGUCAUUCACGUAUGCCAUCUCGGCGUCCGCUAUACAGCUCGGGCUCUGAUCGAUUCCGGAUCAGAAGCCACCUUCCUCUCAGAAAAGUUGUUCAAGCGCUUGAGGAUGCCACCCGAUUUGCAGAUCGAGGCGUCGGCGUACGUCCUCCCCCAGUUAGCGGGGAAUCUGCCCUCAUGUACAGUCCCACAAACACUCCUCGACAAUCUGCCCAGCAUCCAGCUGGCAGAUCCCAAAUUCUUUGAGAGUUCGCAGAUUGAUGUGCUACUAGGCGCUGAUAUCCUCCCGUCCAUUCUGCUCGUCGGCUCUCACCCUAACAUUUGUGGGACCCUCCUCGGUCAAGAGACCAUUUUCGGUUGGAUCCUGACUGGCCCUGUGUCGGGAUCCAUUUCAAAGUCCAUUUCGUCCUUUUCGGCUCGACUGUCCGUCGAGCGAACUCCGCCAUUGGAGGAAAUCCUCUCCAAAUUUUGGGAGGUGGAGGACCUGCCGGCUAGCCCAGCGAAAGAAUCUGACCUUUUCUGUGAGGCUAACUUCAACGCCACGACCGUGCGAACCUCAACGGGUCGCUACAGGGUCACGCUCCCAUUCCGCGAUCCUGGUCACGUUGACCUGGGUCACUCGAGGGCUACCGCUCUCGCUCAGUUCCUGAGAAACGAGAGCCGUUUAAAGAGGAACGACUCUCUGAAGGAACAAUAUGACUCCGUUAUUCAAGAGUAUCUGGAUUUGGGUCACAUGACUCAAGUCCCCCCAUCCAGUUCCGGCAACUACUAUUUGCCGCAUCACGCUGUCCUCAAGCCCGACAGCACCACCACAAAGCUUCGCAUUGUAUUCAACGCCUCCAGCCCGACUUCAAACGGGAAGAGUCUGAACGACAUCCUCCACACUGGGCCAAUCCUUCAAUCCGAUCUAACCAUUCAAAUCCUGAAAUGGAGGUUUUUCCAAUUCGUCUUCAACGCUGACAUCACCAAGAUGUAUCGGCAAAUCCUUGUGGAUCCCAAACACACCCGGUUUCAAAGGUUGCUCUUCCGUACUCGAGACGAGAAGUUAUGCGACUUUGAACUCAACACAGUCACCUUUGGAGUGAACUGUGCUCCGUACCUGGCUAUUCGCGUUCUGCAUCAACUUGCGAGUGAUGUUCGCGGCCGGUACCCCCUAGCUAGUGACAUCAUCGCCAAUUAUAUGUACGUUGAUGACGUUCUAGCAGGAGCUCACACUAAGCAGGCGGCGGUGUCUGCUAUAGAUGAGCUUCGAACAGCGCUCGAGAGUGCUGGGUUCCCUUUGCGUUGGCUUGCUCCCGUGGUCAUUUGGGCCAAGAUUUUCAUGCAGGAAAUCUGGAAGCAAGAAAUCGGCUGGUACAACUCCUUACCGGCGGAUCUCACAGAGCAGUGGACCAGUUUUCUGCAAAACUAUUCGUCCUUGCAGGACAUCCGCAUUCCUAGAUGGACCAAGUACACUACCGGCGCAAGAAUCCAAUUCCACGGUUUUUACGACGCCUCUCAGAGCGCGUAUGGAGCCGCUCUUUAUGCACGUGUGGAAACAGCUGGACAAGUGUCCGUGAGCCUCCUAGCAGCGAAGACUAGAGUUGCACCUAUCAAGACGGUCUCUCUACCUCGUCUUGAGCUGUGCGGAGCUCUCCUGUUGGCAGAAUUAUCCGCCGCCCUCCUACCACAUUUUCCCGCCCACAUUUUCUGGCAUGGCUGGAUAAGCAGCCAUGCAACCGAUCUGGCGAGCCGCGGUGUCUCGCCGCAAGAGCUAUUGGCCAGUCACCUUUGGUGGAAGGGGCCUGAAUGGCUGAUGCACUCACCAGCGCAGUGGCCUUCAUCAGUCAUUGGACUCGAUACUGAAUUGAAGUGUCGAGCGGUGAAGGUCCAUGCAGCGCAAGUCCUGUGUGAGGACUUCCUCGACCGUUUCUCCAGGUUCGAUCGAGCGCUCCGAGUGUUUGCGUAUGUGCGAAGGUUUGCCCAGCGUUUCCGCCAUCCCAAGGUCUCGUUUCCAGAGACGCUCAGCUCUCAAGAGCUUGCAGAAGCUCAAGAGAGGCUGAUUGUACAGGCUCAGAAUCGGGUAUAUACGAAAGAGUGUGCUUCCCUCCGAUCCCAUAACCGCUUAAUCGGGUCAAGCGAUAUCCUAAGCUUGAAUCCGUUCCUUGACAAGCAAGGUGUCCUGCGUUCCUGUGGACGCGUAAGGGCGUCCACCUCCUUAUCCUACGACGAACGGCAUCCAAUAAUACUCCCGUUCGGCUGCGUGUUUUCACGCCUCCUGGUUUCCUUCACGCAUCAAGUCUCCCUCUAUGGAGGCAACCAAUUGGUGAUGCGGCUGGUCCGAACCAAGUUCUGGAUUCCCAAGCUAAGGAACUUGGUGAAGACAGUAAUUGGCGCAUGCAAGACCUGCGUGAUACAUCGCCGCAAACUCCAGUCGCAGCUGAUGGGCAAUCUCCCAACCGCUCGCACGAAGGCAAUCCAUCUUGAAGCGACCACGGAUCUGACAGCGGAAAAGUUCUUGGAAGCUUUUUCCCGAUUCGUGGCACGGCGCGGGUGCCCUCUUCACAUGUACUCUGACAACGGGAAAACGUUCGUCGGAGCCUCCUCCAUUCUCUCCAAAGAUUUUGUGGAGAGCACCCGCACCCUGAUUCUCACCACUCACAGCCAUCAAAGUCUUGCAUGGCAUUUCAACCCACCGGGAGCCCCUCACAUGGGGGGUCUCUGGGAAGCAGGCGUCAAGAGUUUCAAGGCGCAUUUCUAUAAAACGGUUUCCUCCGUUAAACAUACGUUCGAGGAACUUUCCACCCUUCUGUCCAAAAUCGAAGCGUGCCUCAAUUCGCGGCCUCUGUCUCCUAUGUCAGAGGAUGUGAGCGACUUGGCGGCACUUACUCCCGGUCAUUUCCUGGUCGGGGGUCCACCACUUUCCAUGGCGGAGCCAGAGUCCAGAGAGGAUGUGGAGUCCAUCCGCAAUCGCUGGCAACGGCUCAAGGCUCUCCAUCAGCACUUCUGUAACGGUGACAUGGUGGUCAUCAGAGAGGAGAAUAUACCACCACAAGAAUGGCGCCUUGGGCGUGUGCUAACCGCUUGCCCAGGCGCUGAUGAAAGGGUCCGUGUGGUAGACAUCCAGACGUGUCGUGGUGUUUUCCGCCGACCAGUUGCAAAGCUGGUCCUCCUUGCAACGGGACCCACGCUCUGA